Molecule: messenger RNA, 1686 nt
Organism: Yarrowia lipolytica CLIB122
Lineage: Eukaryota; Fungi; Ascomycota; Dipodascomycetes; Dipodascales
Biological process (GO): microtubule-based movement
Molecular function (GO): microtubule binding; microtubule motor activity; ATP binding
Source: RefSeq, a predicted model, not a curated record
AUGAGACAGUUCCGACCCCAAACCCCGUCGCGUCCACAGACACCGGUGCUUCGACGGCCUGCAUCCACAAUGUCCAUGAGGUCCAACCGAAUGGGAGACAUCAGUCCUCUUCGACGACCCCAGACACCCCUGGGCAACAGAGAAACGUACCAAGGCACCAUCUCCGUGGGAGUACGAGUCAAGCCGUCGACCACUAAGCCCACAGGACCCCCCGCUCCACAACUGCAGCUCUCAGACAAUCGCAUCGAGACGGAUCUCGGCGACUUCACCUUCGACAAUGUCUACGCGCCAGGAUGCGCAAACCGAGAUGUUUUCGAGUCGUCGGUCAGAGACCUGGUAGGCCACGUGAUGAACGGCUUCAACGGUACAGUCUUUGCUUACGGAAUGACCGGCACAGGAAAAACUCACAGCAUGCAGGGUACACAGGCAGAUCCCGGAAUCAUCCCCCUGUCUGCUGAGACUUUGUUUGCCGCCGCGGCCAAGGGCGACUACAAGGUGCGAGUGUCGUAUCUGGAAAUUUACAACGAGCAUCUCAACGAUCUGCUCAACCCCGGCACACCGUCGGAGGAAAUCAAGCUGAGAGAAGACGCGCUCCGAGGUGUGAGGGCAUAUGGCCUCAAGGAGGUUCUCGUGACGUCUCCAGCACAGCUACUGGACGUGGUGCAGCAAGGAGAUGCGUGUCGACGAACAGAAGGAACUGAGUUCAAUGCUCGAUCGUCACGAUCUCAUGCCGUUGUCCAGAUCUCCGUCGAGGGAUCUUCUUCAGCCCUCUCGCCCCCCAUCUCUGCCACUCUCUAUCUGUGUGACUUGGCAGGAAGUGAGCGUGCUGCCGACAAUGACGAGCGACGAAAGGAGGGCUCUUUCAUCAACAAGUCGCUUCUAACUCUUGCUCUGAUUAUCGGACGUCUUUCCGACCAGUCCACUGGCUCGGCUCAUCUGCCCUUCCGAGACUCCAAGCUCACUCGACUGUUGCAGCCCGCUCUUUCGGGCAAGUCUCUCGUCUCCGUUCUGUGCACUGUCCAUGGGGACGCCACUGCUGCUAUGGAGACUCUUCGAUUCGCUGCUAGAACCAAGAACAUCUCUGUUAGUGUUCGACAAAACACCCUAGGAGGAGACGCUCGAGCAGACCGACUUCAGCAGCAGCUCGACGCUGCCCGAGCCGAAAUCGAGACUCUCAAGAAGGGAGGUGCCUCUGCGAGAACGGCUGACGACAUUCCUACCACUACUCGGCUUUCGCGUCUGGAGAGCGAGAACAAGAUCCUCCGAGAACGACUGGAGCACUCUGCUCGAAUGGCUACCGCCGUUAACGAUCCCCUCGAACGAGAGAAGGAAUACAAGUCGUACAUUCAGCAUCUGGAGAGGCAGCUGGGCACGGCGGAGGAAGCCCGAACCAUGUUUGGAUCCCAGAGUCCAGAGAAGGUGUUUGCAUACCAGCGAGAGCGAAUUGAGGAGCUGGAGGCUGACCUGGUGGAUAAGGAUAAGAUCAUCAGUGCCCUGAACGCUGUCAACCGACGAAAAGCUAACAUGACCAGCAACAUGAACACGAUGCCUCUGUCUGUGUCCCCCACUCAGCUUCGUAAUGGAGCCCGAGGUCAUUCUCCUGAGAAGUUGUCUGUGGUUCGAGACCCCCAACUCAACAUUCUGGGCAAGGAGGGCUUCGGCAAGGAGUCGUUGACCCAGGUCUAG